Molecule: messenger RNA, 3618 nt
Organism: Athalia rosae (coleseed sawfly)
Lineage: Eukaryota; Metazoa; Arthropoda; Insecta; Hymenoptera; Athaliidae
Gene: MCU
Product: calcium uniporter protein, mitochondrial
Exons: 8
Coding region: 151-1461 (436 amino acids)
Biological process (GO): calcium import into the mitochondrion; mitochondrial calcium ion homeostasis
Cellular component (GO): mitochondrial inner membrane; uniplex complex
Molecular function (GO): calcium channel activity; uniporter activity
Source: RefSeq, a predicted model, not a curated record
GAGAAACGUUGAAUCUUCAACGCGCAUGGCACGCCAUUUGGGCACAGCCGAGUCAAGCAAACCGGCGAAAUAGUCGGUCUGAGGCGGCCGGUCCCGCCGAUGGAAACAGGUGCGAGAAGCACCGACCAGUUUUCACGGUGGCUAUGAAAUAUGGCGGCGACUAGUGUAUCGUGUGGUGCAGUGAUGCUGUUUAGACUCGACAUUAAUCGUGUGUUGCGCUUAACAACUUUCGCUGCAACUCGCAAAUGUCAAAAUGAAACGUGGUGCAGAAGAUGGUGGAGCAUCUCAAGACGUGGACUGUCGACCACAACUCCGUCAUUUUCGUCGGCCAAUCUGCAGUUGGAACCCAACUUGAAAAAGGAACAAACUAAAGAAAAGAAAAGUUUCACGGAUCCCGCAGCGGAACUAACCGAAUGGAGCAAGUGGAUGAAGAAUCUGAAGGAUAUAAAAAAGAGCCCAAAACACUGUAAAAAGUAUGUUUCAGUCAUUUAUCACAGAGGAUUACCUCGAGUCACAGUUCCUCUACCUUCGAGACGUGAGAAAUGCAUGUUCACCCUGAAACCUGUAAGUCACACGGUGGGUGAUUUUUUGGAGAUGCUGAAACAGGAGGAUAAAGGCAUCGAUAGAGCGUCGAUUACCACUAUAGAUGGAAUUAGAAUAGCUUCGGGUAGUUCGAUAGAAUCAUUAAUGGAAGAGGAUUUCAAACUGAUCGUGAACGAUAAUAUUUACACGAUAACAGCUCCGGUACACGAAAGGAUAACUAGGGAAGAAGUACAGCAAUUGUCAGACGUUAGGCUCUUGGUGGGGCAACUUUACGAAGCCCUACAUGUUGACGAACAUCAUCUUCAACAAGAAAAACAAAUUCUUACGCAACUCGAAGACCUCAAGAUGCAACUGCAACCCCUUGAGGAGAAACGUAUGGAGUUGGAAGCCACAGCGUCCAGACGCACAAACAUCCUUACUUGGGCUGGUCUGGGUUUAAUGUCAGUUCAGUUUGGAAUCCUAGCAAGGUUAACGUGGUGGGAAUAUUCCUGGGAUAUUAUGGAACCUGUUACAUAUUUCGUUACUUACGGAACUGCGAUGGCUUGCUACGCUUACUAUGUACUUACUAAACAGGAGUACCUUUUACCUGACGUACGUGAUCGUCAACACCUGUUGAUAUUGCACAAAAAGGCACGUAAACUUGGCUUGGAUUUAGCCCAAUACAACCUAUUGAAGGAACAGUCGAGUGAACUUGAAACGAAAUUGCACCGUUUGCGAGAUCCUCUAAAGGUUCGAAAGACAUUUGUUGAUCUGAAACGCGAAGAGAGAGAAAAGUACUCCAGCAGCAGUUCCAGAUCGCCGAGUAGUUCUCCUAGUCCUAGUCCCGAACGAGAAACGGUGAAAAAAAAUUCACACGAAGCGUCUAAAGAAAAAAAUUACAAAAUGGAACGCGAACCGAACGCCAAAACUACGAGAUAAGUUUUCACCCUCGUUCUUAGAAUUUUCAUGAUUUCUCAAUGCGAUACCGUCAGGGGUACGCAACUAUACACGUAAUUGAAUGAUUAAUUUAUUUCUUGGGAACUGAUUUUCAUUUUAGUUUUGAAAUAAAUCGUUCCAGCAUUGGAAUUAUCUUACGGACUAAAGAAUAGGUAAACGAAUUAUUAUAAAUUAUAUAGAAUUUCUUGUAAUAGGUAAAAUAUGAAUUGAGUCAGUAAAAAAAGUAUAUAUACAUACGUGACAAAUUGAGAUAGCUUUACCGAUGAAUGAUUGAAGCUAUUACAUGUAGUACGCGAAAUGUCUCGAUUAUUAUUAUGAAUGUAAAUUACAUAAAGAAAACAGAAAAAAAAAUUGAUAAAACUUGUUGAAAGUAGAAAAUCCAAACCUUGCAAAAUCUGAACUAAUGAAUUUUUCCAGGAAAAGCCUUUUACCAUAUUUUAAAUAAAUAUAAUUAAUUUACGAAUGAACACAAACUAUAAUAUUAGUGUAUGUGAACGCUCAACUGUGUAAAACGCACACCUGCAGAAUAUUAUCGUAGUUAUUAUAAUAUUGAAGUUGAAUAACGUGUUUAAGUAACGAACUAUUAACUUAUGGGUAUGAUAACGUGACCAUUAAAUUGUUCGAUCAGUGUGAUUCUUUUUUACCAACUUCAAAAAUAAAUAAUAAUAAUUUUCCUAAUAAACUAACGCAUCGAGUCUCAUAUCUAGUUUAUUUUCACUAAUCGUAUUAAUCACGCGAUGGAUUUGAUCGUUUUGAAGAAUAAAAAUAUUUCUUCCUUUGCAGACAACUUAUUUUAAUGUCGCAGCAACAUAGAUUCAUAUAAAUGUCCAAAUCAUAUGUAUUUUCAUUCAAUUUGAUCCUCUCAUGACUCAUGUCGAUCGUAAUUUUACGUGACUUCUCGUUAUUCCGGGACUCUAUAGAAUUUAUUAAAACAAAAAUAAAAAUGCAACAAUUCUUGUACCUACGAUUAUUAUAUAAAAAAUAAUAUUAGAAAAAAAAAAUUCACUUGUGGCAUAAAUAUUUAUUACUAUAAGACAUAUAUUAGAAAAUUUUCAUUGUUCUGUACUGAAGAAAAAAAAAAAAAAAAAAAAAACAUGUACCUAGAUAUAACUACCAUUAAGGGCUCUAAACAUUGAAAGUAGUUUUCUAAAAAAAAAUUUCGCUUGAAAAGUGGAUUAUAUUUUAAAUCCGUCCACACUGUACUUCAAUUCGCGCGUGCACCUGUAUAUCUUUACUACUCCUGCACAAUUGUUAAUACAUUUUGCCAUACAACUAUCUACAUUUGAAUAUCAUAUACAUCACGAAUUCGAUGAAAAUAUUAUAGAAAAGCACAGCACGAGUAAAUAAUCUUUUCUGGUAAAUCAAUCGAUGAUAAUAAAAAGAAACGUAGUGAAAUUCUAUUAUCACCUCACUAUAGCUAUGAAAAAAAUAUGUAUCUGAUGAUAAUAAAUAGACGACUUUUGAUAGAACUUAAAUGCCAACGCCCUAGGAAUUCGUGCUUCGUUUGAAUUGUAUCACAUUACAGGCUCAACUGAUGACGUAUUUAUUUCAUGUAUAGUAAAGUAAUUCUAGUGCCAAUUUCAAUUCACGAUCACUUUUGGAUGAUGAAUACCGCAAUUUAUCGUUGAUUUUCUUAAACGUUACAACCUGAAGUGAAGAGAGGAAUUAUUUCUUGACGAAAAACCAGAUUAGCUUCCUACUUGGAAAUAUGAAUAUAUCUAAUAAUACGUAUUACUAUACUUAUACAAAUAUUGUCUCUCACCAAAUCUUCCCGAAAUAAAGAAGAAUAAAACAAAAAAUACAAUCAUAUUGAAACAAAUUAUAAAAAUAUAUAUAUUUAUUCCUAUGAUAUUUUGUACAUAUGAUUAUAUAAUAUCUAGCAAAAUUGCUUGCGCUUUUCAUCUUGAGCUUACUAACAAUUAAAAAAUGCCUAUCGAAUGAUGUACGAAAAUGAGUUUAUUAAUUACGAUAAUCAUUAUAUAUUAUAUGGAAAAAAUUAACGAAAAUCUCAUAUUGUUUGAAAAAUUGUAUAUAUAUACCCGUGAAACUUUCAAAAAUUUUUCUUAUUGGAUAACUUAAAAAUUUGCGUGUACCCAUCUUCAUACGCUGCUUGAUGCUUUUUAGCAUAUGAAAAAGUAC